AGCCCCUGUGGUUAUAUUCCAAAGAGAUUUUAAUUCCAAAGCUCAAAACUCACUGCGAUAAUGGCGCUUCCAUUCUCAUUCUCCUGCGCCAUUUUCCCUCUACCCUCUCCAAAACCCUUCCUUAAACCCUCUUCAACCUCCAUUACUUUCCCAUUCUCCCGUCCCCCCUCUCGCCUCCGUUCCUAUUCCUCCGACGAGUUCCCCGUCGGCGACGACGAGGCCUACCUAGCCUCCUUCCUCCCCAAGGAGAAGGAAACCGAGGAGGAGGCGCGGCGCCGGAAUUGGAUUGAGCGCGGAUGGGCUCCCUGGGAGGAAAUCCUCACGCCGGAAGCCGAUUUCGCGCGGAAGUCGCUGAACGAAGGGGAGGAGGUUCCGCUGCAGUCGCCGGAGGCCAUCGAAGCUUUCAAGAUGCUGAGCCCUAAGUAUCGGAAGCAGAAGAGGGAGGAGAUGGGGCUGACUGAGGAUGAGUACUACGCCAAGCAGUUUGAAAUGAAGGGGGAGAUUCCUGAGCCGCUGGAGACUCGGUGGAGUGGGCCGUUGGUGGUGGCGCUGGUGCCGCCGCGGGAUUGGCCGCCGCGAGGGUGGGAGGUGGACAGGGAGGAGCUCGAGUUCAUCCGUGGCGCGCAUAAGGUGUUCUCUUCUAAGAGAGUGGAUUUGGAGACUGUGGAGGAGAAGGUGGAUAUGGAGGCUGAGGAAAAGGAUUUGUGCUUGGAGAGGUAUAAAAUGUUCUUGAAGCAGUACACCGAGUGGGUUGAGGCGAAUCGGGACCGAUUGGAGGAGGAAUCGUAUAAGUAUGAUCAAGAUUAUCAUCCUGGCAGGAGGAAGAGGGGAAAAGAUUAUAAGGAAGAAAUGUAUGAGCUACCAUUCUAUUUCCCCGGACAAAUAUGUGCCGGGAAAGUAACUGCGCUGCAUCUUUAUCAAGGAGCAUUUGUGGACAUUGGAGGCGUGUAUGAUGGCUUGGUUCCUAUCAAACGAAACGACUGGUAUUGGAUCCGGCAUCAUAUCAAAGUUGGUAUGAAUGUCAUUGUUGAAAUUUUGGCGAAGAGAGAUCCUUAUCGCUUUCGAUUUCCAAUUGAGCUGCGGUUUGUCUACCCUAAUAUCGAUCACUUAAUCUUCAAUAAAUUUGACUUCCCACCAAUAUUUCACCGGGAUGAAGAUGUUAACCCUGAUGAAUUGAGACGCGAUUGUGGAAGACCUCCUGUUCCAAGAAAAGAUCCCGGAAUCAGAUGGGAGGAGGAGCCGUUAUUAUCGAAUCACCCGUAUUGUGAUAAGCUAUGGCAGAUUCAUAAUGCCGAACAGAUGAUUUUGGAUGAGAUGGCGGCAAAUCCUGCUAAAUACGAAGGCAAAAAAUUGUCGGAAUUGAGCGAUGACGAAGAAUUCGACGAGGAUAACUCUGUCGAAUAUGAUAAAGUUUACUAUAAGAAUUCGCUGCUUCCUUAUAUUAAAGUGAAAGUAAGCGUGAAAGAACUCGACUUGGAAGCUGCAUUUGCGGAGCGCCAGCGUUAUUAUAAACUCAUGAAAGAAGCCGAAGAAAGAGGGGAGAAAUACAAAAUCAAGUUGAUGAGGCGAAACGAGGAAAUGAACGAAUACGACCUUAUCCAUUGGCGCCGGUCUUUCGAGGAAAGAGAAGCUCUCCUCCGCGACAUAAGCUGUCGACGGACGCUCGGGCUUCCAUUAGAGGAACCGGGGAGGUACGUCGAUCCCAGACUAUUCGACAAGGAUCAAUACGACCCGGACAACCCGUUGUACCGCUACGACUACUGGGGGGAGCCGAAGAAUUCGGAGAAGAGCCGGCAAGAACGAAUGACGGACACUCACAACAAAUCCAUCGUCGGGAAAGGACAGGUUUGGUACGAAAUGUCGUACGAAGACGCCAUCGAGCAGCAGAGGCAGAGGGAAGCUCGCGAAAUGGAAGCGGGACGGCGCGGCGGCGACGAGGAGGAGGAGGAUUCAGAGAGCGAUUUGGAGGAGGAUUCGGACGCGGAGGAUGACUUGAUCUUAAGCAUAUUGACCUCUCCUCCGCCUUCUUCUUCUCGUAGUGAGAAUGAAGAAGAGUCGGAACAACCGCACGUGAAUGGCACGGAGUCUUCGAGAUUGAGCGAUGAAGGAUUAUCGUUUGAGGAUUAGUUCCUUCCUUACUUCUUCCUGAGGAUGUGUGUAAUCUUUUUGUAUGUAAGAGCUCUGGUUAUGGCUUUUCAACUUGUGCCUCUAUGGAUUAUUAUUAUUAUUACUAGUAUUUUUUUUUAA
This is a messenger RNA of Andrographis paniculata, 2247 nucleotides long. RefSeq names its product protein PLASTID TRANSCRIPTIONALLY ACTIVE 10. Lineage: Eukaryota; Viridiplantae; Streptophyta; Magnoliopsida; Lamiales; Acanthaceae. Bases 61 to 2127 code for a protein of 688 amino acids. The transcript is spliced from 12 exons. Gene Ontology annotation, cellular component: chloroplast; plastid-encoded plastid RNA polymerase complex. Gene Ontology annotation, molecular function: RNA binding. The record is from RefSeq and is a predicted model, not a curated record.